Messenger RNA from Corticium candelabrum, 5200 nucleotides. RefSeq lists its product as uncharacterized. The transcript is spliced from 7 exons. Gene Ontology annotation, biological process: protein phosphorylation; regulation of transcription by RNA polymerase II. The record is from RefSeq and is a predicted model, not a curated record. The coding region runs from base 283 to 5091 and encodes 1602 amino acids. Lineage: Eukaryota; Metazoa; Porifera; Homoscleromorpha; Homosclerophorida; Plakinidae. Gene Ontology annotation, molecular function: ATP binding; DNA-binding transcription factor activity, RNA polymerase II-specific; RNA polymerase II cis-regulatory region sequence-specific DNA binding.
ACACCAGAUUUUCUUUGCGAGUAAGUCCUGAGAUAGCGCGUCUAGACUAUACCGAAGACAGCAUUGAUUGGCUUGAAUUUUGUCUCUGCAAUCUUGGGAAAGUGAAAAUUUCAUAGGACCCCAUCGCCCAUAAGAAGGUUCUAGUAGCAGAAACUGAGUUAAUUUGUGAGUAAUCGUUGUACACUAUUGUCUUGUUAACUUACGUGUAUAUUUUUCGUAGCCAUAAGAAUGCAGUGAGUGUGGAAAGAACUUACUUCUGGUCAUCUAAAAGAUUAUACGGGAAUGCAGGCAAGAGAAAGACCGUUUGAAUGCAGUGAGUGCGGAAAGAAGUUUUUUCGACCUGGUCAUCUAAAAUUUCAUAUGAGAGUGCACACAGAAGAGAAACCAUAUGCAUGUGAAUGCAGUGAGUGUGGGAAGAAGUUUAGUCGCUCUAGUGAUCUAAAAGUUCAUAUGAGAAUGCACACAGGAGAAAAACCAUAUGAAUGCUGUGAGUGUGGAAAGAAGUUUAGUCGAUCUUGUAGUCUACAAAAGCAUAGGAGAAUACACACAGGAGAAAGACCAUACGAAUGCAGUGAGUGUGGAAAGAAAUUUACUCAAUCUGGUAAUCUACAAUUUCAUAUGAGAAUGCACACAAGAGAAAGACCAUUUGAAUGCAGUGAGUGUGGAAAGGAGUUUUUUCGAUCUGAUCUUCUAAAAGUUCAUAUGAGAAUACACACAGGAGAAAAGCCAUUUCCAUGCAGUGAGUGUGGAAAGAAGUUUGCUCAAUCGGCAAAUCUAAAAGUUCACAUGAGAAUGCACACAGGACAACAACCAUAUGAAUGCAGUGAGUGUGGAAAAAAGUUUUCUCGCUCUGGUAAUCUACAAAAGCAUAAGAGAAUACACACAGGAGAAAGACCAUAUGGAUGUAGUGAGUGUGGAAAGAAAUUUACUCAAUCUGGUAGUCUGAAAAUUCAUAUGAGAAUGCACACAGGAGAAAGGCCAUAUCAUAGUUCUCACCAAAAAGAAGAGAAAGACCAUUGUGAAAAUCAUGGAGAAUUCUUUCAUUUUGCUGCACUAGUUGCAAGACACCAAACAGUUCACACUCAAGAAGACAGGAUUGCUGAAAAGGAUAUAGAUAUGAUGUCGUCCUCAAGCAAGUCUCAAACCAACUCUAAUAGUACUCAUAUAUCUGCUCAAAAUUGUGCAAUGUUUAGUGAUAGAAGCUUAUUCACAUUUUUAUCUAUUCCUGCCAAUGGUGUUUGCAGUCCAUCUGUUGUUUUCUCUAUGUUCCACCAUCCCAAUAUAGCUGUGACAUAUGGUGUUACUGCGUCUAUGGGUAGAGACAUGUUGGUGAUGGAGAAAGUUGUAACGUCUUUGUCUGAUGUGCUUGAUGAUUCAGUUGUGAAUGAAGAGAUGAAUGUACACGAACGAGUUGAUAUUUCUUAUGGCAUUGUUUGUGCAGUUGACUAUUUGCAUUAUCAAAUGGGAAUCAUUCACGGCUACAUCAGCCCUACCACUGUAUUUAUCACAUCUCGACUGACCGCCAAACUGUUAGAUCCAGCAGCAUCUGGUCUCACGCAUGACAAGAUAUGUCAACGUGCUGAGUCAUAUGAUGAUGAUCUGCAUCAACUAAUCUGUCUUCUCAUCAAGUUAUACGGCUCAUAUUCACAAUUUUCAUCUGUUUGUCGUCAUUUUUGGAGCAUAAUCAGUCGUGAUAAGAAGUCAAGGGAUAAAGUGGUGUCUACGACGGAGCUGCUUGAGUUAAUUGACGAAUUAAAACACAACGAGGAAUACAGUUGCAGCUCACGCAGACGUGAACUAUCGAUACAUAUGAUAUCCCGUAUGUUGUUACACCAGAUCUAUUCUUUGCGAUUAUGUCCUGAGUUUGCGCGUCUAGACUAUACCAAAAACAGCAUUGAUUGGCUUGAAUUUUGUCUCUGCAAUCUUCGAAAAGAGAAAAUUGUAUGGGACCCCAUCGUCCAGAAGAAGCCAUAUGAAUGCAGUGAGUGUGGAAAGGACUUUACUUCUGGUUGUCUAAAAGAUCAUACGGGAAUGCAGACAGGAGAAAGACCAUUUGAAUGCAGUGAGUGCGGAAAGAAAUUUUUUCGACCUGGUCAUCUAAAAUUUCAUAUGAAAGUGCACACAGAAGAAAGACCAUAUGCAUGUGAAUGCAGUGAGUGUGGGAAGAAGUGUAGUCGUUCUAGUGAUCUAAAAGUUCAUAUGAGAAUGCACACAGGAGAAAAGCCAUAUGAAUGCAGUGAGUGCGGAAAGAAGUUUAGUCAAUCUUCUAAUCUACAAAAGCAUAGAAAAAGACACACAGGAGAAAGACCAUAUGAAUGCAGUGAGUGUGGACAGAAGUUUGCUGAUUCUGGUAAUCUAAAAUUUCAUAUGAGAAUGCACACAAGAGAAAGACCAUUUGAAUGUAGUGAGUGUGGAAAGGAGUUUUUUCGAUCUGGUCUUUUAAAAGUUCAUAUGAGAAUACACACAGGAGAAAAGCCAUUUCCAUGCAGUAAGUGUGGAAAGAAGUUUACUCAAUCUGCAAAUCUAAAAGUUCACAUGAGAAUGCACACAGGACAAAAGCCAUAUGAGUGCAGUGAGUGUGGAAAAAAGUUUACUCACUCUGGUAAUCUACAAAAGCAUAUGAGAAUACACACAGGAGAAAGACCAUAUGAAUGCAGUGAGUGUGGAAAAAAAUUUACUCAAUCUGGUAGUCUAAAAAUUCAUAUGAGAAUGCACACAGGAGAAAGGCCAUAUCAUAGUUCUCAUCAAAAAGAAGAGAAAGACCAUUGUGAAAGUCAUGGAGAAUUCUUUAAUUUUGCGGCACUAGUUACAAGACACCAAACAGUUCACACUCAAGAAGACAGGAUUGCUGAAAAGGAUAUAGAUAUGAUGUCGUCCUCAAGCAAGUCUCAAACCAACUCUAAUAGUACUCAUUUAUCUGCUCAAAUUUCUGCAAUGUUUAGUGAUAGAAGUUUAUUCACAUUUCUAUCCAUUCCUUCCAAUGGUGUUUGCAGUUCAUCUGUUGUUUUCUCUAUGUUCCACCAUCCCAAUAUAGCUGUGACAUAUGGUGUCACUGUGUCUACGGGAGGUGACAUGUUGGUGAUGGAGAAAGUUGUAACGUCUUUAUCUGAUGUGCUUGAGGAUUCAGUCGUGAAUGAAGAGAUGAAUGUACACGAACGAGUUGAUAUUUCUCAUGGCAUUGUUUGUGCAGUUGACUAUUUGCAUCAUCAAGUGGGAAUCAUUCACGGCUACAUCAGCCCUACCACUGUAUUUAUCACAUCUCGACUGACCGCCAAACUGUUAGAUCCAGCAGCAUCUUGUCUCAUACAUGAUAAGAUAUGUCAACGUACUGAGUCAUAUGAUGAUGAUCUGCAUCAACUAAUCUGUCUCCUCAUCAAGUUAUACGGCUCAUGUUCUCAAUUUUCAUGUGUUUGUUGUCAGUUAUGGAGCAUGAUCAGUCGUGAUAAGAAGUCAAGGGAUAAAGUGGUGCCUACCAGGGAGGUGCUUGAGUUAAUUGACGAAUUAAGACACAAUGAGCAAUACAGUUGCAGCUCACGCAGACGUGAACUAUCGAUACACUAUUGCUUUCUAACUUACGUGUUUAGCCAUAUGAAUGCAGUGAGUGCGGAAAACUCUAGAUAUUCUUGUCGUCUAAAAGUUGAUACGGGAAUGCAGACAGGAGAAAGGCCAUGUGAAUGCAGUGAGUGUGGAAAGAAGUUUACUCGAUCUGGUAGUCUACAAAAGCAUAGGAAAAUACACACAGGAGAAAUGCCAUAUGAAUGCAGUGAUUGUGGAAAGAAGUUUACUGAUUCUGGUCAUCUAAAAGUUCAUAUGAGAAUGCACAGAGGAGAAAGACCAUUCGAAUGCAGUGAGUGUGGAAAGAAGUUCUUUCUACCUGGUCAUCUAAAAGUUCAUAUGAGAGUGCACACAGGAGAAAAGCCAUUUUCAUGCAGUGAGUGUGGAAAGAAGUUUACUAAAUCUGAAAAUCUAAAAGUUCAUAUGAGAAUGCACACAGGACAAAAGCCAUAUGAAUGUAGUCAGUGUGGAAAGAAGUUUAGCGAUUCUGGUAAUUUACAAAAGCAUAGGAAAAUACACACAGGAGAAAGACCAUAUGAAUGCAGUGAGUGUGGAAAGAAAUUUACUCAAUCUGGUAGUCUACAAAUUCAUAUGAGAAUACACACAGGAGAAAGACCAUAUGAGUGCAGUGAGUGUGGAAAAAAGUUUACUCAUUCUGGUCAUCUACAAGGUCAUAUGAGAAUACACACAGGUGGAAAACCAUAUCAUAGAUCUCACCGAAAAGAAAACAAAAAUCAUUGUGGACAUCAUGGAGAAUUCUUUCAUUUUGCGGCAUUAGUUGCAAGACACCAAACAAUUGACACUCCAGAAGACAUGAUUGCUAAAAGGGAUAGAGAUAUGAUAUCAUCAUCAAGCAAGUCUCAAACCAACUCUAUUAGUACUCAUUUAUCUGCUCAAACUUCUGCAAUGUUUAGUGAUAGAAGCUUAUUCACAUUUCUAUCCAUUCCUUCCAACGGUGCUUGCAGUUCAUCUGUUGUUUUCUCUAUGUUCCACCAUCCCAAUAUAGCUGUGACAUAUGGUGUGACUGUGUCUACGGGUAGUGACAUGUUGGUGAUGGAGAAGGUUGUAACGUCUUUGUCUGAUGUGCUUGAUGAUUCAGUCGUGAAUGAAGAGAUGAAUGUACACGAACGAGUUGAUAUUUCUCAUGGCAUUGUUUGUGCAGUUGACUAUUUGCAUCAUCAAGUGGGAAUCAUUCACGGCUACAUCAGCCCUACCACUGUAUUUAUCACAUCUCGACUGACCGCCAAACUGUUAGAUCCAGUAGCAUCUUGUCUCAUGCAUAAUAAGAUAAGUGAACGUGCUGAGUCAUAUGAUGAUGAUCUGCAUCAACUAAUCUGUCUCCUCAUCAAGUUAUACGACUCAUGUUCACAACUUUCAUCUGUUUGUCGUCAUUUUUGGAGCAUGAUCAGUCGUAAUAAGAAGUCAAAGGAUAAGGUAUUGUCUGCGACGGAGCUGCUUGAGUUAAUUGUUGAAGUAAAACGCAAUGAUGAAUACAAUUGCAGCUCACGCAGACGUGAACUAUCGAUAGUUAAUUGAAAAUGAGUUCGUUAUCUGAUUAGAUAUGAAUGUUUACUGGUUGUUUGUGUUUGUAAAGUUGAAGUUUAAAAUACAUUGGUUGAAGACAGUGUUUGCGUAUAACGUAGCU